This is a messenger RNA of Drosophila serrata, 1679 nucleotides long. It is a transcript of the gene Cyp6d2, whose product is annotated as Cytochrome P450 6d2. Lineage: Eukaryota; Metazoa; Arthropoda; Insecta; Diptera; Drosophilidae. Gene Ontology annotation, molecular function: heme binding; oxidoreductase activity, acting on paired donors, with incorporation or reduction of molecular oxygen; monooxygenase activity. The record is from RefSeq and is a predicted model, not a curated record.
AGAAGAUCACGCUUCCAACUAAAUUACACGAUUUUAGGAAAAUAAAAAGUGUGAAAAAGUGUAAAAUGUGGAUCAUUGUCCUCCUGCUGAUCCUGUACCUGGUCUUGCUGUACCAGUAUGUGAGGCGUCACUAUACCCACUGGCAGCGACUGGGCAUGGACGAGGAGCCGGCUGUAAUCCCCUUUGGGGUAAUGGAUACGGUGAUGAAACAGGAACGGAGCUUGGGCAUGGCCUUGGGUGAUAUCUACGCCCGGCACGAGGGAAAGAUUGUGGGAAUUUAUAUGAUGAACCAGCGGAGUAUCCUCAUCCGUGAUGCCCAGCUGGCGCGCCAGAUUAUGACCAGUGACUUUGGUAGCUUUCACGAUCGCGGUGUCUACGUGGAUGAGGAGAAGGAUCCGUUGUCCGCCAAUCUCUUCAACCUUCGAGGGGUUUCCUGGCGAAAUCUACGCCAAAAGUUGACGCCAUCGUUUUCCUCGGGAAAAAUCAAGGGCAUGUUCGGUACCAUUGACGAGGUUGGCGACAAGCUGGUAAAGCAUCUGGAGGGUGUCCUCGACCAGAGCGACGAGGUGGAAAUCAAGGCUGUGAUGACCACAUAUGCGGUGGAUAUUAUUGGUUCGGUGAUUUUUGGACUGGAGAUCGAUAGCUUCAGCAAUCCGGAAAAUGAGUUUCGGGAAAUAAGCAGCUCGGAAAGUAGGGACAAGUCUCUGCUACUCAAGAUUCACAAUAUGUCCAUGUUUAUAUGUCCCAUCAUUGCCAAGGUUAUGAACCGUCUGGGCUAUGAGAGCCGGAUACUGACUUCCCUGCGGGACAUGAUGAAGCGCACCAUUGAAUUCCGGGAGCAGCAUAAUGUGGUCCGCAAGGACAUGCUGCAGCUGCUCAUUCGGCUGAGGAACACUGGAAAAAUCGGCGAGGAUGAUGAUCAAGUGUGGGACAUGGAGACGGCCCAGGAGCAGCUCAAGUCGAUGUCCAUCGAGAAGAUUGCCGCCCAGGCUUUCCUCUUCUACGUGGCUGGAUCGGAGUCCACUGCUGCCGCUUCCGCCUUCACCCUGUACGAGCUGUCCAUGUAUCCGGAGCUGCUGAAGGAGGCACGGGAAGAGGUGGAUGCAGUGCUCCAGAAGCACAAUCUAAAGCCCAAGGAUAAGUUCACCUACGAAGCUGUGCAGGAUUUGAAGUUUUUGGAUCUUUGCAUAAUGGAAACCAUUCGUAAAUACCCUGGUCUUCCCUUUCUGAACCGCGAGUGCACUGAGGACUAUCCCGUUCCCGGCACUAACCAUACCAUUACCAAGGGCACACCCAUUCUGAUCUCACUCUUUGGUAUCCAUCGUGAUCCAGUCUAUUUCCCCAAUCCCAAUGGCUAUGAUCCGCAUCGCUUUGAUGCGGAUAACAUGAACUACGAUCAGGCAGCCUAUAUGCCAUUCGGAGAAGGUCCCCGGCACUGCAUAGCUCUCCGCAUGGGUAAGAUCAACUCCAAGGUGGCUGUGGCCAAGGUCUUGGCCAAUUUCGAUUUGGUUCAGGCUCCACGCAAGGAGGUGGAGUUCCGUUUUGAUGCUGCUCCAGUUUUGGUGACCAAGGAGGGUCUGAAAGUCCGUUUGACCAAAAGAAAGUAGGAAAGAAAAUAUAAUAACUUUCCCUCUUUGCGAUUUAUAAUUUCUUGUAUAUAUUUAAGAGCGAACUGCAAA